AUGCUGGUGUUUACUACGAUGAUCGUGAUGGCGUGCGAGGAGCUGAAAAGAAGCGGGGAACGAGUCACUACUACUUGUUACAUUCUCAUAACAGAACUGGAGAAAUCCACUUUCAGAGAAGAUCUAUCAGAGUUGGCUGAACUCACCAACAAGCUUACUCCCAAGGUCAUAGCUUCUGGUUUCUACGAAGUUAACCAGUCGUUAUUACCAACAUUAUUUUCAGCUUUCGUAACUUAUCUGAUCAUAUGUAUUCAGUUCAAUAAAACUACUUUCACUUGA
Messenger RNA from Phaedon cochleariae (mustard beetle), 279 nucleotides. The record is from the annotation of a GenBank genome assembly. NCBI's taxonomy places the organism in Eukaryota, Metazoa, Arthropoda, Insecta, Coleoptera, Chrysomelidae.